AUGCGCGCCUCUACGGACGGACCAGCGGCACGGACGGUGGCCGAUCUCGAUAAGAUGGAUGACAAGCUGCGCCGCCUCGGCCUGGACGUGGAUCGCCCCACCACCACCAUCACCCCGCCGUCCUUCGCCCUCUCAUCGGCGCACGGCAGUGCGGACUACAUUCACUCCAUCCGCGCAGCCAAAGCGGAGAAGCAACAGGUGCGCCUGGACAAGUUGGCACGGUUGGCGGUCGUUGCAGAGAAGCAGCAAUCAUCGAGCUCUGUCGCUGUCGCUGCUGCGGCUGCGUCGUCAAAGACUGGCUCUGUUACCGACACUUCCCGCGCGGAUCAUGCGACUGUGGGCGACAAGGCGUUGCUCGCGAGCGACGUUGCCGAUGCCGCCUUGCGAGCGAGUGAGAAGAGCAAGAGCGAUCUCGCGCAGCAACUCCGAACGGAGCGGAUGCUGAAGGUCGCCGCGGACCACCAGCAGAGCCACACGGAGGAGCACGACCAGCUGGUUUCCAUGCCACUGUCGAGCAACAUGGUGUCACACUCGCUGACGGUCACGGCGCCAGAGUGGCGGGAGCGCAGGCGUCAGGAGGCGGUAGUGUGGUGUGCAGGCGUGGCGCGAGGGCUGGCGGAGUUGGCCAUAGAGGUGUCCGACAGCCGACACCUGCCUGCCACGGGGCUUGGCGGGCGACCCGUGUACCGGCUGCACCAAGACCUGUCCGUUACGCAGUGGCGGCAGUGGCUGGAGAAGCUGGUCUUUCCUACGUCGCUGUCAGCCGCGGCAGCGGAGAUCAAGCCACGCAGCGAUGACGGAGCUGCCGGCAUCGACAGCGAAGUCGCUGACUCCUCAGUCUCAAGGAGUGCAGACGCGCAGCAGACGCUCGACGCCAGCCUGCAGCUCGAGGCGGCGAAGUGCAUCACGUCGGUGACUGAGGCCGAGGCGCAGGAGGCCGUGCGAGCGCAAGCGGAGGCUGUGACGUGUGUCUUGGCUAAGUUGCAUGCAGAGGUAGCGUGUCAGCGCAAGGCCGCCGAGGAGGCUGUGCGGCUGGCCGCUGACGAGGCCAACCUCCCUGCUCCGCAGGCCGCAGAGGGUGAUGCAGGUGUCGCUGGCACUCUUCGCCGGGAGGAACUACUGCCGGGGUGGACGCAGCGGAUGCCGCCGGCGGCGUGCCUCGUCUAUGGCGACGACCUCAGUGGCGCCAGGCUCCUAACGGAAACGAUCGAAAUGUGCGCACAGCGCAAAUCGCAUCAGCAUCAGCCCUCUUCAUCACAGUCGCCACAUCGCCGGCUUGCCGCGUCGCGCCAAUAUUCGCUCGGGACCGGAGAAGGCCCUGAACCCAGUGCGGCUGAUUCCUCGCCUACUGCACCGGUAGAGGAUUUCUUCUCACACUUUGUGGUGAGCGAGAUCGGUGUCGAGUGCAGCGACCCCGCGUUGGCAGAGGGGGGUGCGGUGGCUACGUACGUCACCCCGCGCACGCUGCUCGGAAGCGGUGCGCUGGGUGCUGGGGGCGGCGAUGCGAAGCGAAGCGGCUCUGCAGGGCGUUUGCAGCGGGCACAGCAGCACUCUUCGGGUGGCGGUGGCAACCCUGGUGGCGGUGGCGGCGCAUCUCAGGGGGUUGCCACCACCGUCGUCACCGGCAGCAGCAGCAGCAGCAGCGUCUCCCGCUUCAGUCAGCGGGUGAACGCGCUGUCCGCGGAGGGCCGACGCGAGAGCGAGCAGCUGAUCGAAGCUGUCGUAAGGGAGGUGGUGCGAGUGCAUCGCCACAACUUGGGCGUCCUGGCUGGUGAUCGCAUGCCGUCGUGGGCGCCGAAGCCAACGGCCCCCGCCCCCGCCCCCGCUGCCGGCUUGGUCGCCACAGCAGAGGAAAUCGGCCAGUCCAAGGCGGCGGCGUUGGGGUCCGUGCCGCUUCGCACGCUCUUCCUCGUUGGUUUCUCCGACUCCGCCUCCUUCGUCGGAGUGCUAGCGAGGCGGCUGAGGCAGGCGACGGCGGUAGCGGAGACGGAGCUGAUGGAGAUGGAGGGUCGUCGGUGUGCCGCCGAGCAGCAGGCAGCUGUCGCCGCUGCAGCGGCCGAGUCGUGCAAGCAGCGCACGUCGCCGCCAGUAAAGGGUGCAAAAGGUGCGUCACCUGGGCCGCCGCGCUCCAAGAGCAACCGACUUGCGAAGGCCGUGGCCGGCGUGGAAGAGCAGGCCGUGUCCGCCAUGGUAGAGGAGCUUCAAGCCACGAUUGCGAUGCCACCGCUUGGAGUGCUGGCAACCUUCCUCGUCUACGACCUUCCGACACGCCAGCGGCGGCUCGAGGCGGCAUCGUUCGCGACAGACGCGGCGGUAGUGCAGCGGGCCAGCGGCGACGAUUGCGAGGAUGACCUCAACAACUUCUCGGGUGUCGGUGGCGGCGCGCUGCUGCGCUCCGCGGGACCAGAGUAUACCCAUCCCGUGUAUAACCCAUCCCCGGAGGACAUCCAGAGUUUCGGACCUCCGUCGACGGCCAAAGAGUUUUCACCGGCGCGGCCCAUCAGCGUCCGUCCUGGCAGCCUCUCGGCUGGGUCCCCCUCGCCGUCUCUGCCGUCUCCCCCGUCGCCCGCCGGUGCCGCGUCCACCGUGACGACAGCGUCGACUCUCUGCGUGCAAACCUGGAACGUAGAGCGACUGCGCACUGAGCUCAAGCAGCAGCACGCUCAGCAGCAGCGCCAGCGCAAGGACUGGAUGGCCGCAGUGGAGGCUCACGCACACCGCGAAAGUGUGGAAAGUGUCUCUGGGGGACUGCUCAACGCCGGAGCCUCGUUCCGCCCCGCUGUGAAACGCCGCGACAAGCCAACGGCGAGCAUGAGCUCUAACUUCGCCAGCGCCUCCCUGGAUUUGGAGCGUGCAAACUCUAUCCCACGGCGCGCAAGCAUGUCAACGAUGUCUCGGGCCGCCGAGUCUUCGGCAAUGACGGCUGGCAAUCUGCUCGAGGAAAAAGGGCUGCCGCGCGCACUUUUCUUCGUGUGUGUGCAGGACGUGAGCGACCCCACGACGCCGUUGGCCAGCUCUGUCGACUCCCUACUGGACCCUACAAACCUAGGCACGGCGAUCUGGCGUGCCGCCGCCACCUCGCAGUUCCACGCAGUUGAUCUGCAGCACGGGUGCGCUGAGGCGCGUGUGCGAACCGUGAAUGAGCUCACAGCACAGCUGCGGCUGCUCCACCGCCCUGCUGCGGGCCGUGUACUCACGAAUGAGUCGCUGGCGCCGCGACAGCUGGCAGAGCCCUUCCGUCUGGGUGAUUACCGCCUGACGGAGGCGACUCGCGUCCGCCUGAAGAAGACGAGUAAGGCCUUCCUGGGCACUCUGCCCGCAGCGCCGGCACUACAUUCCUUCGAGAAGAGUGACGCCUUCCCAGGCGAGGCCGUAGCCGCCGCCGCUAGGGACGCGCUCGCAGCAGAGGCGGAGGUGUGGGCGACCGUCCUGCAGCACGCGGAGCAGCUGCACCACCUCGUCGCGGAGGUGUUUAUGGACAGAGUUGCGCAGCCGGAGUGCCCUGUCGCACUGCCGGCGGCAGCGACGCUCAGUACCACGGCGCGGUUUACUAGCAUCGAUCAGAGCUACGCACGGGAAAAGGAGGCGAUUGCGGUGUGCACGGCGUACGCUAUCGCCCAUCUCGAGGACUGUCUCGCUCUUCUGCUGCGAUUCUCGGUGGACGUGUGUCUUGGCCAGCUCGCUGCGUCGGUGCGUUUGCUCUGCUGCAGCAUCGCACGCCACCAUCGGGUGGAGACGGAUGUGUUAUUCGACGUUGCGUCCUCUGUUCUCGUGAGCAGCGGCACCAAAGUCGACGAGGAGGUUCUCAGGGUCGCACCGCGACUCUCCGCCGAGGCAGCACGAGCCCUAAUCAACUCCCUGCGCUCCGUGAACGCAAGCGAGGCGAGCGCCACGCUGUCUGCCGAGCUAGCGGCGGUUUACUGGCCGCAGGUAACAGCCGUCGCAGCGGAGGUGGCAGUGCAGUAUUUCAAGGGUUACUCUCUGCACAACCUAGCCGGCGACGCCUUCUCGGUCACGAACACCCCACAACCACCGCAGCAAACUCAGGUCGUUGAAAAGGACAUGGAAUGUGCGAGGAACAGCAACGCAGGUGCGGCGAACGACGCCGCGGUCUCCACGCUGGAAGCCAAUAUUUCGGUGGCGGAGCACGUUCCAGCAGCCGUGCAACUCCUCCUCGAGCAGGCCAUCAACGCGCCGGCGCCACUCGCGCGUGUCGCGCUUCUUCUCCAGGAGUCGCAGCGGAUGGUGUGUGCCGCGCGCGACGGCGCUGAGGCUUGGGUGGAGCUGCUGUACCGUGAGGUGCUCGGCAUGCACGCAACGGCGCCGGUAUCAACUGUGUCACGCGCGCGACGGCCGCGCAGCCUUGACGAGCUCGCUGACGGCCCUCUGGCCGUGCUGCACAUCGGCGAUGACGAGGAGACGAAUCUGCGGCAGCCCAGCCCGUGGCGAUGCGGCCAGCUGGAGUUGCUUCUGAGCUCCGUCCGCCCCGCCAAACCGAAUGCCAUGGUGUCGAUGGAGAAGUUCGAGCGCGGCCUCCUCGUGCAUCAGCUGCAGCGCCUCUGGCGCUUCCUCCCCGACAUAUCUGUCGAGCUGGCGGCGAAGGCGAAGUAUUCGAUGAGGGACCAUGAGGCGAAGACCCCGGCGCCAACGACGCGUCUGGUCCGGCCAGCCACGUUCUCCUCAGCGACUUCAGGGCCCCUUGCGUUGCCGGACCCGUCGCUCGACGCGUACCUGCUGACUAGUUGCCCCUGCCGCCCCUCCGCAGAGUCACACUUUCCUUUUCUCACCACGGCCGACGUGGAGCGGCUCUCUGCAGCGGCGGCGGCGGCCGAGGUCACAUCCACAGCGGCGGCGGGGAAAGCACUGGUGGUGGUUGACCUAGAGCUGUGGCUGGCAAACCUCGCGCUUCGCCGCUGCUGUUUUUGCGCAAAGUGUGACGCACCGACGGCUGGUGCUGAUGGCGGCGAACCCGAGCUUGCGGCAGUGCAAACUUCUCAGUGCAUGCGUGCGUGCGCCGCGAUACCGAGCUCUGGUGCCGUGAGGCACACCAUAGCCACUCUGCCUGCUUGCGUGCUGGCGCAAUACGCUACGUUCUGCACGACAGCGAUGCCGUCUUUGCCGUCUCUCGUCACAACCCCGCCUCCUUCGCUGUGCGAGAUGCCGGUGGAGUGGAUGCUCGUGCAAUGGUGGUGGCGUGCGUGGUGCAGUGAGGACGCGUGGAGUCAGUCUGAGGACGUGCAGCGGUGCUAUGCGCUGUGGCGAAUCUUACUGGGACAUGCUCCGCCAAGCCCACCCUCGUCCCCCAACUCUGCUGCGUCGACUCCAUCAACGAUGGCCCCUCUCUUGUCCUCCCUGCUGCGCCUCCUCGUGGGCAUCGGUAGGCAUGCCGGCGCCACGGAGGAGCGAGUUCGACGUGCCUUCCACUGCCUUGCGGCUCUGCGGCGAGUGGCCACAGGAGCCCUGGACACCCGCACCGCCACGACCGAGGAGAACGCUGAUGUCGAUGCGGCGAUGACCAUCGAGGACAGCAUGAUCCUCACAGUCGCUGAAUGUGCUGCCUUGGGACGUCUGCUAAGUCCGGCAGCUCUCACCGUCGGCAGCAACGCCCCUGUAGCGACAACGUCAGCGACAGAAGCGGCUGCGGCGGUGUCAGUGACGUCUGAGAGAGAAGUCCGCGGGCACCAGUUUAUCACGGAUGUGCAGCUGCUCCUGCAGGUGGAGGGCACCAAGGGUGUGACGCUACCACUGCUGCUCUCCUCGCGAUGGGCCAGCCUACUGAUGACGGAGCACUUCUAG
Messenger RNA from Leishmania mexicana MHOM/GT/2001/U1103, 5796 nucleotides. RefSeq lists its product as hypothetical. NCBI's taxonomy places the organism in Eukaryota, Euglenozoa, Kinetoplastea, Trypanosomatida, Trypanosomatidae. The coding region runs from base 1 to 5796 and encodes 1931 amino acids. The record is from RefSeq and is a predicted model, not a curated record. The transcript has a single exon.